This is a messenger RNA of Acaulospora morrowiae, 364 nucleotides long. The record is from the annotation of a GenBank genome assembly. Lineage: Eukaryota; Fungi; Glomeromycota; Glomeromycetes; Diversisporales; Acaulosporaceae.
AUGAAAACUUUAUCCUGUAAAAUUAAUAAAGUACCUGUUACAGCUAUAUUAGAUUCCAGUGCCAAUUGUAAUAUUAUGGGUGAGAGUAUAGCAAAAAUAGUAGGCUUGAAAAUUAAUAAUACCUCCAAUACAGAAAUAUACAGUCCCAUUAGCGAGUUCAAUAUAUUGGAAAUAAUUCGUGCAAUAGAGAUUUUGAUCCAAUCUCAAGAUCGUAAAUGGAAGCAAGUAAAAGUUACUGAUGUUUUCGUUACCAAUGAAUCCGAACUUGAAUCAGUACUAAUAUUGGGUCAACCGUGGUUCCAGAAAAAUGCAAUGAAACUGGACUUCCCAAAUAAAACUCUUACAUUACUCAAUGGAACUAGUU